CGCGUCCAGCUUCAAGCGGUGCUGCACGUGCGGGCCGGCGUUGCGGGCGGCUGAGCGGAACCUCGUGGCUGCUCCGUUUGGGACACCGGCCGUGGCCGUGGAGUAGCGGAGACGACAGGAAGGCGAUGCCGUUUGCGGGGCUGUGGUGUUAGGAGUCCAUUCGAGGCUGAGAAAAGAAGGGCCACCAGUGUGCGACGAUGGAGGGCCGGACUCGCUACGAGGUGCUUCGGGGCUUGGUGGCCAUGUUGGUGGUGGCAGUAGCAGCAACAGCCAUUUUGGCGGCCCCACUGGUUUCAGCGUCGGACCUUCCUGCAGAGCCUAUUGGCAGCGGAGAGUACUCGGAGUCGGACAAUGGUGAUUACGCAGAGGAAGAUUCUAAGGAUCACAGCAUCUUCGGCUCGGAUUACGACGAAGGAAGCGGAGAUUUCGACCUCUUGCCACCAAUUCCACCACCUCUGAUACCUUAUGGAAUCAUGGCGAAAGCAACUGAGGCAACGGAAACCUACGAGGCCACGACUCCGGGAACACACUACGUGGACAGGACAUCUGCAAAAACAGAGUUUGACGUGAUUUCGGAGCUGGACAUGUGCUACUGUACCGCCAACUCGACUAUUGCACGGGGUCCUGCUGGCCAGGAUGGCAAGGAUGGUCCUCCCGGCUUGCAGGGUCCUCCUGGUCCGAUGGGACUGCAGGGCCCACCCGGGCCACAAGGGCCGCAAGGACCACAGGGCGUUCCCGGUCAACAGGGUCCGCCGGGACAGCCCGGAAUAGAUGGUUUGCCAGGAAUACCUGGACCCAGAGGCUUACCAGGUCCUCCUGGGCAGCCUGGUCCUUCGGCCCCAAGAAUAUUUGAGUUGGACAACGGCUACACGUCAGGACUGUUCAGUGGCGCAGGCCCCUUCAACGGCAGACCUGGCCCGGGAGGGCCACAGGGCUUGCCGGGACCCAGGGGUCACCAGGGCCCCAAGGGUGAUCAGGGGCCUCCUGGACCGAAGGGACGUGACGGGCACCAGGGCCCACCAGGUCCACGCGGGGAGCAGGGCUCGUCGGGAUUGCCUGGUAUGCCUGGACCUAGGGGACCAAUGGGACCAGAAGGACCACAGGGACCGAAGGGUGAGCCAGGAGUGGGCCUUCCGGGACCUCCUGGUCCACCGGGUAGUGUGUAUUCCGUGCCGCGAGACAGUGACCUCGAGUUUGGCAGCAGCAGCCUCUCGUACCUCCCUGGACAAAAGGGCGAGAAAGGAGACAGGGGCUUUACGGGACCACAGGGACCUACGGGAAGGAUGGGCCCCAAGGGCGAGCCUGGCCUGGACGGCAUGCCCGGUGUGCCUGGCUCCAAAGGAGAUCGCGGUGAACCGGGUCUUAUUCACUACCAGGAAUUUGAAGGGAAGACCGUCAUUUUGGAGAAGGGCGAGAAAGGCGAACGCGGCCGUCGAGGACGCAGGGGCCCGCCUGGACCUCCGGGAGCCCUCGUCGACGAGCACGGCAAUAUGGUUGCCCAGGGACCACCUGGACCGAAAGGAGAACCUGGAGAAUCAAUCAAAGGAAGCAAGGGCGAGCCUGGCCAGCCGGGACCACCAGGGAUGGGCACAUUCCUGGGAGCGGAUGGACUUACAUAUGUGACAAGAAAUGAACGAGGUGAGCCUGGGCCACGUGGGCCACCAGGAGAACGAGGACCCAUGGGAUUCCCAGGGCUCAAGGGCGAGAAGGGUGAAAGUGGACCACCUGGAGCUCCAGGCUAUGGAUCAGGUCGCGGAGAAAAGGGAGAACCGGGUCCCCCGGGGCCACCCGGUCCACCUGGGUUGAGCCAUUGGUCCGACACUUCUAACACGAUCAACACGAGAGGAGGACAGAUUGUUCCUGGACCCCCAGGGCCUCCAGGCCCUCCGGGACCACCUGGUCCUGCGUACAUGCCACCCAAGAACACAGUCCCCCCGCCCUCUAUCGUCCCAGGGGCGGUGACGUUCAAGAACAUGGAGUCGCUUCUUCGCAUGUCAGACAUCAGCCCCCUGGGAACACAGGCGUUCGUGCUCGACGAGGAGGCACUACUCGUCCGUGUCAGCAGUGGCUGGCAAUACGUGGCUCUCGGAUCUCUGGUACAGCUGCCCAAGAAGACGACAACGACUACGUCAACAGCAUCGCCACUGUUGCCACCAGAUAGUCUGCGACUCGACGGAUCUGCACCAAAGCUUCGCGUGGCUGCUCUGAACCAACCGUGGACAGGAGACCUACACGGGGUGCGGGGCGCCGACUACGAGUGCUACCGCCAGUCCCGCCAGGCGCACCUGCGCGGUACCUUCCGCGCGUUGCUGGCUUCUCGGGUUCAGAACCUGGACAGCAUUGUGCGAGCUAAGGACGCCGACCUGCCUCUGGUCAAUCUCAAGGGUGAAGUGGUGUUCAACUCAUGGCGAGAACUCUUUUCUGGUGGUGGCGGCAUGUUCCCUUACCCGCCGAGGAUCUACUCUUUCGAUGGCCGCAACGUCCUGACCGACAGUACAUGGCACCGCAAAAUGGUAUGGCACGGCGCUGACGUGCUGGGGUCCCGGGACAUGGAGAACUAUUGCGAUGCAUGGCACUCGGGCGCGCCCGCCCGAUAUGGCCUGGCCUCCUCUCUUUUGGGAUCGCAGGCGCGACUGCUUGGCCAGGAACGCCACUCGUGCGCCAGCAGUUUCGUAGUAUUGUGCGUCGAAGUUACCAGUCAGCAACACGACCAAAUGGAACAGCAGCACGGAAGGCGACGCAAGCGCCACACUGGCGGUGGCGAAGAAGGAGGCAACGGCUCGCUGUCAGUCACGUCCCACGAAAGCGGCAACUCGGAAAAGAAGCCAUCACCGCUGCGGUCUACUUGGGAGGAAUGGUGGAAGUCUCUGUGGCAUUGAGGACAUAACAAAAAGGGCCCAAAGAUUACGAGCAAUGAUAAGGUCCCAUCUUCAUCCAUUGGACAGGCCAGUCAGCAUUAACUUGUCAUCCAUUCGAACAGAUCGACAGCAACGAAACUCCUCUUCUACAUUCAUCAGAGGCCAACUGAAGGUUUUGCAUCGCGGAUUUUAAAGUGCUGAACGAUAGGCAGUCUGAUUCAUUUUUUUUGUAGUCUUGUUUUAAAUUCAUUGAAAGAUAUUUCAUGAUAAGAAAAUGUCAGUCGGAUUUCUUUAAGUUCGUUAAGUAUCGCUGUCUGCUCAUAUUGUAACUCUUUCAUUACACUGACAAGCUCGCGAGUGGCAGAAUCAGAAAGAGGGCCAGGAUUUGCUUCAGUAUCACCGGCUAGCAGCAACAACUUAAACAAUGUGCAGGUACAGUCAUACAAUACUUGCCGCAGCCAACGUGGGCAUGACAUGAUUACUCGUUUUUUUAGCAAACAUGUAGUGGCAGUUGGUUAUCUGCUCUUCAAAGAUGAAAAGCCAGUUAAGUCGAGCCUUAGCUUUCGUGCCGCUAAGCCAAUUACAGGGCGACCCGCUACGCAGGGGCGUCUUAUAGUGACUUACUGUCAUCAUCAAUGACGUGAAAGUUCUUGCCUGAUGAUGUUGCGGAGCCCAUUACUUCCUAAACAUAUAUUUAUGAAACAAAAGCGAUGUUUGUUUUUGUGUUCACCUUAUGAACUUAAUAAUAAUUGCUCGGGUUUUACGUCCCACUUAUUGUUAAAGCCCAGAAAUAGGUUGAAAGUAUGGAUAUUGGUAAGAAGCCUGUUGUGUAAUGGUGGUCGCGACUGUGGUACAGUAAUCACGGUAAAAAAAAACCAGUAGAGUAGAUGUCAUUUUUUCAACAUGGGCUAAUAUGUAUUAACUUUAGGAUUAAUUUAAUCUCAAUGCUUUUGGUUAAAUCUACACGGCAGCGCGGAUAAAUGUCGCUCUGUAAAAAUUCUGGCGGUCAAAAUAUCACUUGAUUCCUAGAACUGUCGCAGCAUGAAGGGAAUGUCCCGUGAAUUACUUGGUAGCGGUCUAAUAGAGAAAGAAAUACAACUAAAAUAAUGCCUUCUCAUAAAAUUUAAUCACACAGCCGUCGUCAAUGCAAUUUCGCGUAUAGCUGAGAUUUGACAAAGGAAAGACAUAUCGUUUAGAACACACGCCGUAUCUCUACAGGACAGUUUAACUGUGUUAUUUAGUAUAGCAGCAGUUGUUGACGUUAAGACCAGUACAUAUCAACAGCAAACCUCAACACAUGUUGGGAGUAACGCCUUGGGAACCGUCCUAUUGUAGUUUUUGCACAGAAAACUGUUUGUGUGUAUAAAAAGUGACACAUCCUGAGCUGCGCUCUCUCGGCUUUUGUUGAUUCAGAUGGCCUGUAUUUGCAGUAUUCGAGUAAACAGCUAUCGAAUUAUAUGUGUUAAAGUGAACACUGUAUACCAAUAAAAUUUGAGCUCAUUAUCGCACAGCACUAUUUUGCUUAUUUUAAAGCAUUGGUAAGCGGAGCUUCUUACAGUGCGUGAGAUUCUGCAAGCAAAUGAGUGGGAUGUGCUUCUUUCCUCUUUUUCUGUACUCGCAAUGCGUGUGAAUACAGAUAGUUCUCGCAGAUAGUUCAAGCAGAUAGUCCUCGCUGGAAGCACAGAAAAGGCGUAGACGUUUGAAAAGAAACAAAAUUGUUUCUUGAACAAACUUUCAUAGAGUAUUCCAUAGAAGUCUUCAUCAGCAAAUCGCAGCUUAGUUCAUUAUUUGGAGAGCUGCUAAACGAUCAACAACUAGAUCCUUGCAUUAUCUAGUUGAAAUAGUCACGAACUAAAGGAACGGAUUUUUUGGUUAUACUGGCAUGUACUAAUCAAAACUUGCUCAUUCAGACUGCAUCCAUCAUGCAGAACAAGCGAUGUUUGUCUGGCCCAAGGCCCGUCACUAUCACGUCAUCAAACCUGGCCGCGUCCGUGCGGCUCUGCGGAAACUCGUCUGUAUGCGUCGCGCGCCUUUUUAUCAAACACUUUACGGUUGGCACAUAUAUGGACACAUAUUCUGCGAACUGCCAAAUGAAGCAGCGUCCUUGUUUGCAUCUAGACCGUGUACAUGUUGUCGCCGAUAACGCGUACUUAAAUUGUUUUGGAUGAAUCAGUGGUGUUGCCGUUGCGGGCGAAAUAUUUCAUCUCAUUCGACGUCAUGACAAAGUUACAGCAAAAAUGCUUUAAUUGAAACAAGACAAGUUAUUCUUUCAUGCAUUAACGAUGUUGCAGUAAGUAUCAGCUUAUCCUGUGAGUAGUAAAGUCUGUAAAUGUGUUUAUGAUCAAGUGCAUUACUUAGCCAACUGAAAAUUCGCUGCUGAGAGCCAAUUACGUGAUGUAUUGCAUAUGAGAAGCUGUUGGUGAAAUAUAUCUCACAAAUUAGCUGUUAGCCGACUUAGUAGAUGAGAUUGCAGUAUGGACCAUAUCAAAAGUACUAUGCCGGUAAUUUUGUCGUAAAAUUGUCCGCAUAUGAGAUUGAAAAAAAAAAUGUCUCCAUAGAAUAUGUCCUUUUGUACAUUCGAAUGCCGUUUCAUGCGAUGAUUGCUGAAGAGUAUAUAUAAUAUGAUAGGUGUAAUAUGCACCAUUUUAAUAGAUGUUUAGGCCAAUAGUAUUGCUUCUUUUUUAAAGACAAAUUCGUGUUGACUGCUAUGUUCAAAACAGCCCUAUAAUGUAUAGCUCCAAAGCAAAGGCAACUGUAGCUCGAUAAAACAGAAACGUGUGUUUAUUUUGUUAAGCAAGAAAUUGCGACCAUGAAAGGGUUUCAGAACUUUCAUCUUCUAUUAUCUUUCAUAAAAUCAUCUGUAGCGGUAAUCGCAUUUUUAACAAAUAUGAAUUGAUGAAUAAUGUAAGUAUAUCGAUUUAGAAUUAAAAAAAAGAGCUAAUACAGUGACGAUGAACAAAAAAAAAGAAAAUGCACGUACGAAGGAUGACACGCCUGUUAUGAUUCGUGGCAAUAUUUUACAUCGUGUCUUAUUUUCUUAAGCCACCUAAGAAUAACGGUCAUUUCUUGUCGGUGCUAACGAUUAUAAUCUUCUUUAUUAUAUAAAGGUCAAACCGUUCCCAGAAACGCAUGAGCUAGAAAUACAACCAUGAUUUUGUUGCCGAAGUUGAUCAACUGCGCUUUUAUACGAAAGAGGGGGAAUUUUAAGGGCUCGUUUUUCUUUGUUAGACACAACAUUAAUUAGAACUGACAGACAGGAAAGCCAAUGAAAGUAUAUGGGAUGUUAUUUGUAGUAAUUAUGACUUAAAUGUGAAGAAAGUAAAGUGGGCGAUAAGAUAAUUUGCCGCUGGCAGGGACCGAACCUGCGACCAUCGAAUAACGCGUCCAAUGCUCUACCAACUGAGCUGCAGCGGCGGUCAUCCCACCGUGCACUUAUUAUGGGGUAUAUAUGUGCAUUCAAACCUGGGAGUGUUAGUCAGCGCCGCUAGUAGCCAUGACGGCGAGCGUGAAGCGCUCUUUUUCUGCCUGCUGGCUUUCUUGUCUCUUGGUACUAACUAAUACUUUUAUAAGCAGGAAUACAUCCAUGCAGCUCCACUCAUAUAUUUAUGAUUUACAAUCUUACUGAUAGCAUAGUUUAACGAAAACAUUAACGCAAACUGAGAACGUGGAAAAAAAGAGGGAAGACAGAAUAGAGUGCCAGACUUUCAACUAGUUUAUUUUCCGCAAAUUACCAAAGUGUUUAUAUAUUAAGAAAUAGGCACGCAGAGAGGGCGUAGCCCAUGCAAACUAUCGCACAGCACUAUC
Messenger RNA from Rhipicephalus sanguineus (brown dog tick), 6662 nucleotides. RefSeq names its product collagen alpha-1(XVIII) chain (gene Mp). Lineage: Eukaryota; Metazoa; Arthropoda; Arachnida; Ixodida; Ixodidae. The transcript has 30 exons. The record is from RefSeq and is a predicted model, not a curated record. The coding region runs from base 198 to 2879 and encodes 893 amino acids.